AAGAAGCAUUCUGAUAUGCUGAGAUGUAUUCUUGUCUUUCAGAUGGGUGGUGGGGUGGUGAUGGGUGUCGGGAUCUGGACGCUGGUCGAUAAAGGAGAGUACCUGAGCCUGCUGGCCUCCAGUACAUUCGCCGUGUCCGCCUACAUCCUGAUCCUGGCAGGAGGGCUGGUGAUGGUCACGGGGUUCUUGGGCUGCUGCGCUGUCAUACGUGAGCAGAGGAGCUGUCUGUCCACGUACUUCUCCUGUCUGCUUCUGAUCUUUCUAAUUGAGCUGGUGGCUGGUGUUCUGGCCUAUGUUUAUUAUCAGUCGCUGAGUGAAGAGCUGAAGCAGCACUUGAGCAAGACAAUGACAGAGAACUAUGCCCAACCGGGAAAAGAGAGCAUCACACAUUCUGUGGACCGACUACAGCAGGAUUUCAAUUGCUGCGGGAGCAACAACUCCUUUGACUGGACACACAGCACGUACAUCAUGUCCCUGGAAGCGGAGAAAAGAUUGGUCCCUGACAGCUGCUGUAAGACCAUCACCCAUCAGUGUGGAAAGAGAGACCACCCCUCAAACAUCUACAAGGUGGAGGGCGGCUGUAUCACUAAACUGGAGCAGUUUCUGGCAGAACACUUGCUCAUUAUUGGUGCUGUGGGAAUAGGUGUGGCCUGUCUACAGAUUUGUGGAAUGGUGUUCACCUGUUGCCUGCACAGGCGAAUUAAACUGGACCCGUACUGACGGCUCAGA
Carassius auratus (goldfish) is the source of this 729-nucleotide messenger RNA. RefSeq names its product tetraspanin-11-like. Gene Ontology annotation, cellular component: plasma membrane. The transcript has 6 exons. Lineage: Eukaryota; Metazoa; Chordata; Actinopteri; Cypriniformes; Cyprinidae. The annotation marks the transcript as partial. The record is from RefSeq and is a predicted model, not a curated record.